Molecule: messenger RNA, 1188 nt
Organism: Fraxinus pennsylvanica
Lineage: Eukaryota; Viridiplantae; Streptophyta; Magnoliopsida; Lamiales; Oleaceae
Source: the annotation of a GenBank genome assembly
AUGGCUGCAGAAAGCAGUGUAAAAGUGCCCAGAAUCAAGCUGGGUUCACAGGGACUGGAAGUGUCUGCGCAAGGACUCGGAUGCAUGAGCAUGUCCGCGUUCUACGGUCCGCCCAAGCCGGAACCCGAAAUGAUCAAGCUCGUUCACUAUGCCAUCAACUCCGGCAUCACCUUCCUCGACACUUCCGAUGUCUAUGGACCGCAUACCAAUGAAAUCCUCCUCGGGAAGGCUUUGAAGGAUGGGUUGAGGGAGAAAGUGGAGUUGGCUACGAAAUUUGGGAUUACAUUUCAGGAUAGCCAGAUGAUUGUACAAGGAGACCCUGCUUAUGUAAGAGCUGCCUGCGAGGCCAGCUUGAAGCGGCUUGAUAUUGAUUGCAUUGAUCUUUAUUACCAACAUCGCAUUGACACACAUGUACCUAUCGAAGUCACGAUUGGAGAACUAAAGAAACUAGUGGAAGAAGGUAAGGUAAAAUAUAUAGGCCUAUCAGAGGCCUCGGCCUCAACAAUCAGAAGAGCACAUGCUGUUCAUCCAAUAACAGCAGUGCAGUUGGAGUGGUCUUUGUGGUCAAGAGAUGUGGAGAAAGAAAUAAUUCCUACUUGCAGAGAACUUGGCAUUGGAAUAGUAGCAUACAGUCCUCUUGGACGGGGAUUCUUGUCCUCCGGUCCAAAACUGGUUGAAACUUUAUCUGAAGGGGACGGUCGAAAGUAUCUUCCAAGAUUCCAACCCGAGAAUCUGGAGCAUAAUAAGAGAUUGUUUGAUGGUGUCAAUGAUAUGGCAAAUAGAAAGGGGUGCACCCCUUCACAUCUAGCUUUAGCAUGGGUCCAUCAUCAAGGAACCGAUGUGUGUCCCAUACCUGCUUUAGCAUGGGUCCAUCAUCAAGGAACCGAUGUGUGUCCCAUACCUGGUACCACAAAAUUCGAGAAUCUUACUAAAAACAUUGAAGCGUUGUCUGUAAAACUGACGAAGGAAGACAUGGCUGAACUCGAAUCUAUUGCUUCAGCUGAUGCAGUCAAGGGUGAUAGAUAUGGUCCUGGUUUUGCAUUGUCUGUAAAACUGACGAAGGAAGACAUGGCUGAACUCGAAUCUAUUGCUUCAGCUGAUGCAGUCAAGGGUGAUAGAUAUGGUCCUGGUUUUGGUACGUGGGAGCAUUCAGACACUCCUCCUUUGUCAACUUGGAAAGCUGCUUGA